CCACCUCCUACUCCAUGUAAUUAACUCUCUUCAUCCAUGGUCAAGAAGUUUACAAUGAAGAUGUCUGUUUACCAUGUGCUCGGCCGUAGCCGUACCAAGCUGUCUAUCUUAAUCUCCACCGUCACUCUCGCUGCCGUGAUCUUCAUGAUCUACGGUACAGAUUGCAUCAACUAUGAGAUUUCCGCUCAGCCUCUUCCGUUUGGUGAUAGAGAAAUUCCCGAAAGAACUGAUAAUGGAGGACUGAGAUCAAGUAUCGUUCAAGUGCAACUGCUUUCCAUGCAAGAAGAGAGUAAUCAUGAUCAUGAUCGUGAUCUUGAGGUUGACGAUGAGAGUUGGAAUCUUCUUGUUCCUCCUUUCAAUGUCAGAGAAGGAGAAAGAAUUGCUUGGCUGCGGCAAAAGCUGCCGAAGUUUGAGAUAUUCAAGUCAAACAACAUUACGCGGCUUUUUCACGGUCGGGUUAUGGAGUUUUUCAGCCGCGACUGCGAAAUUCGGUUCUUCAUGACGUGGAUUUCGCCGGCGGGGUCGUUUGGACGGAGAGAGUUCUUGGCGGUAGAGAGCCUUUUCAAGGCUCACCCACGUGGAUGUUUAAUGAUUCUCUCUAGAAGCAUGGACUCUAGACGAGGUAACAGAAUCCUGAAACCGUUACUUGACAGAGGGUUCAAAGUUAACGCCGUUACACCAGACUUGCCAUUUCUGUUCAAGAACACGCCGGCGAAAGCUUGGUUUAACGAGAUGGAGAGAGGGAAGAAGGAUCCGGGGAAGAUUCCGUUGGCUCAGAAUCUGUCCAAUUUGUUGAGGCUUGCGGUUUUGUACAAGUAUGGAGGUGUUUAUAUGGAUACGGAUUUUAUACUCUUAAAGCCGUUAUCGGAGCUGAGGAACUCAAUCGGAGCUCAGAGCAUGGAUAUGGAGACGAAGAGGUGGACGAGGUUAAACAAUGCAGUUCUUGUGUUUGACAUGAAUCAUCCGCUUCUGCUCAGAUUCAUGGAGGAAUUUGCGAGGACUUUUGAUGGAAACAAGUGGGGGCAUAACGGUCCAUAUAUGGUUUCCAGGGUGGUUGAGAGAGUCGGAAAUAAGCCGGGUUUUGGCUUCGCCGUCUUGCCGCCGAUGGCCUUCUAUCCGGUGGAUUGGAAUAAGAUAGGGAGGCUUUUCAAGAAGCCGAAAAACAGGGCCGAUUCCAAAUGGGUAAACGCCAAGCUUCUUCAGCUAAGCGGGGAGACUUAUGGGAUACACCUAUGGAACCGGCAAACAAGCAGAUUGAUAAUCGAAGAGGGAAGCGUCAUGGGAAGAUUAAUCUCAGAUCACUGUGUCAUUUGCCAACAGAUAUACAGUUCUUGAUGAAAUAUUAUAAACUUCUUUUUUUUC
Messenger RNA from Corylus avellana, 1362 nucleotides. RefSeq lists its product as uncharacterized. Lineage: Eukaryota; Viridiplantae; Streptophyta; Magnoliopsida; Fagales; Betulaceae. The record is from RefSeq and is a predicted model, not a curated record.